GAAACACAUGAGGAGCAUGAUACUUCUACUGAAAAUGCAGAUGAUUCUAACCAUGAUCCUCAGUUUGAGCCCAUCGUUUCCCUUCCUGAGCAAGAAAUAAAAACUCUGGAAGAAGAUGAGGAAGAACUCUUUAAGAUGCGAGCAAAGCUGUUCCGAUUUGCAUCUGAGAAUGACCUUCCAGAAUGGAAAGAACGAGGAACUGGUGAUGUAAAACUCCUGAAACACAAGGAGAAGGGAACAAUUCGCCUCCUCAUGAGGAGGGAUAAAACCCUAAAAAUCUGUGCAAACCAUUAUAUCACACCCUUAAUGGAGCUGAAGCCUAAUGCUGGGAGCGACAGGGCAUGGGUCUGGAACACACAUGCUGACUUUGCAGAUGAAAGCCCCAAGCCUGAACUUCUGGCAAUCCGAUUUUUAAAUGCAGAGAAUGCACAGAAAUUCAAGGCAAAAUUUGAAGAAUGCAGGAAUGAGGUAGACAAGAGAGCAAAGAAAGCAGGCACAGACAAAAACGAUAGUGCUGAUAAAGUUGCUGAAAAACUAGAAGAGCUUUCUGUAAAGGAAGAGAGCAAAGAAUCUGAGAAGAAAGAGACCAAGGAAAAAACUGAAGAAAAGCAAUAAAUCAUCCUGGGCCUUGCAGUUUUUCCUUUACUUUUUUCUUUCUUUUCCUUUUUUUUUUUGUUUUUCUGUGGUGUGUUUUUUUUUUUUUUUAAUUUUUACAAGGGACUUUAUAAGGAACUGAAUUCAACGUUCA
This is a messenger RNA of Pelecanus crispus (Dalmatian pelican), 748 nucleotides long. NCBI's taxonomy places the organism in Eukaryota, Metazoa, Chordata, Aves, Pelecaniformes, Pelecanidae. The record is from RefSeq and is a predicted model, not a curated record.